GUCACUAUGUCAACCUCCCCAAACACAGGGGUAAAGAGAAAACGCAAUACAUCCGGAUUGGAUUGUUCAUCUGCGUGCGUAAAGAUGAAUCAUUCAAUCUUUCUGAUCCAAUUGACAGGUCACGAUCGCGCCGCGCGCCUAUAUAAAACGGUCACAACAUUCGAGAACACCCAACCAACGGAAGAACCCGCCAACAAGAACGUCCGUUGAUAUUGGUAACCUAGGCUACAGCUCACCAGAGAAGAAGACAAGAACAGAAGAACCAAAAACAUCCCGACGACAACCGAACCAACCAACCGAACCGAACCAACCAACCGAACCAACCAAACCGAACCAACAUUCCAUCCAGCUGCGUAAAAAAGGCGUCACGAGAUGGAGAGGUCUGUUAGAUUCGCCGUGGUGUGCGUCGGUAUCUCCAUGCUUAUCUCGUGCCACCCUAUCGAGGCGUGGUACAAGCAGUCCACCGGACCGAGCUACCACUCGGUCGGCCGAGCCUCGGGUCUGCUGUCCGGGAUCCGGAGGUCCCCGUACAUCCGGAGGUCUGAGUCAGAAGAAACGGUGAUGGACAGCGGGGAGAACACCGGCACCGAGAACAACUUGGUGACUGACGGUAACCGACAGACCCCGGUGCUCAAAAACAUGGCUAUCUGUGUGACAGACAUCUCUCCCAACCUGAAGAGCUGCGAGCUGCUGCGGGACGGGACCAGUACGUUCCAGUGCAAGGCUGACGUGUUCCUCUCCCUGGACACGCUGGACUGCCUGGCCGCGUGAGACCAACCAAUCUCCCGCCGGCGCCAACAACAACAGUUGACUUUCCGCGAGGUGUAGACGGGCGAGAACGCAGGCAGCGUGAGAGGAAAAAGGACCGGUGAUUGAUGAUGACAUUGAAUGUUUUCUCAUCAUUUAUAUAUAUAUAUAUAAAAAAACGGAUGUGAAUAAUGUCUGUUUAAUACUAGCGGUGUACAACAAAACAAAAAAAAGACAACGAAAAACCCAAAGUGAAAUGUGUGUGAGAGAACGUUGUUACUAGGCUACAAAGCUAUCUUUUGUCCCCCCCCACACUCCCCUAUACUCCUAUGCCGACCCCCACCCAGACCCUCCCUUGUAGGUUACCUGCGUUGCCUAAUGUAGGCUAUUAUUACAUGUUCAUAAAUCGUUGCCUGCUGAGCAGAACCUGUCCAAGUACUUUUAUUUAUUUUAUUAAAAUGAACAAAUAUUGCUAA
Messenger RNA from Oncorhynchus tshawytscha (Chinook salmon), 1223 nucleotides. It is a transcript of the gene npb, whose product is annotated as neuropeptide B. Gene Ontology annotation, biological process: G protein-coupled receptor signaling pathway; feeding behavior. The record is from RefSeq and is a predicted model, not a curated record. NCBI's taxonomy places the organism in Eukaryota, Metazoa, Chordata, Actinopteri, Salmoniformes, Salmonidae. Gene Ontology annotation, molecular function: G protein-coupled receptor binding. The coding region runs from base 373 to 771 and encodes 132 amino acids. The transcript has 2 exons.